CAUGUCAGAUGUUUGUUUGUUUUUUCAAUAUAUCAGGGGAAGUUUUCACCUUCAAAGUGAAUAAAAAUAGCUUAAUUGAUUACUUUGAUCUACCCCUCACUAUGUAUUCAUUAAUUUUAUGUUUGCGUUACAGAUCAUCUCUCUAUUGGCUAAAUCGCAUCCAGUCCUUCCUUUACUGCAACGAAAAUGGCCUCUUGGGCAGUUUUUCUGAAGAGACUCAUUCAUGUACGUGCCCCAAUGACCAGCUCGCCUGCCUUGGCUCCUUACCGUGUAGUGUGGGAGAAGGUUCUUCCUGCCUGACCUGUGCGCCUGAUAAUCGUACCCGCUGUGGGACCUGUAACACUGGAUACAUGCUGAGCCAAGGGCUUUGCAAGCCCGAAGUGGCAGAUUCCACAGAACAUUACAUUGGGUUUGAGACUGACCUCCAGGAUUUGGAGAUGAAGUAUUUAUUGCAGAAAACGGACCGCCGGAUUGAGGUUCAUGCCAUCUUCAUCAGCAACGACAUGCGUCUCAAUAGCUGGUUUGACCCGUCCUGGCGCAAACGAAUGCUUCUUACCCUAAAGAGCAACAAGUAUAAAUCUAGCCUGGUCCACAUGAUAUUGGGAAUGUCUCUUCAAAUUUGUCUCACUAAGAACAGCACCUUGGAGCCUGUCCUGGCCGUUUACAUCAACCCUUUUGGAGGCAGCCACUCUGAGAGUUGGUUUAUGCCUGUCAAUGAGAACAAUUUCCCAGACUGGGAGCGGACUAAACUGGACUUGCCGCUUCAGUGUUAUAACUGGACGCUGACUCUAGGCAACAAGUGGAAGACGUUUUUUGAAACGGUCCACAUCUACUUGAGGAGUCGUAUAAAGUCAAAUGGCCCCAAUGCCAAUGAUAGCAUCUAUUAUGAACCCCUGGAGUUUAUAGAUCCCUCCCGAAACCUGGGCUACAUGAAAAUCAACAGCAUCCAAGUGUUUGGCUACAGUAUGCACUUUGACCCGGAAGCAAUCCGAGAUUUGAUUUUGCAACUGGACUACCCCUAUACUCAGGGAUCCCAGGAUAGCGCGCUCUUGCAGCUACUAGAGAUACGGGACCGUGUAAAUAACCUUUCUCCUCCCGGUCAGCGUCGCCUAGAUCUUUUCUCAUGCCUACUGCGCCACAGACUCAAGCUUUCCACCAGUGAAGUGAUGAGGAUUCAAUCGGCUUUGCAGACCUUCAAUGCCAAAUUGCCAAACACAAUGGAUUACGACACAACCAAAUUAUGUAGUUAACCAUCAGUGUGAAGCACAACAGAGAAAACAAACACAUCAUGGAGGCGUUUUUACAGUGCUUUUGUGGAACAGUUUAUGUCUUGAAGAGUAAAUUUAAAUUGUCUUUUCAAUAUCUGUCUUAUAUCAGUAAGUAACGUUGGAUGGCAAUUUACACCCAUGAACUUGCUGACAAAUGAAUAUAUUAUAUCUGCAAAUUUUUUUUGGCUUUGUUUUCUGAAUGAAAAUAAAUACUGACACCUGUCUAGGAGACAUUCUACUUUUUACAAUAAAUUUCAUUUGUAAUUUUAUAUGUUCCGUGGCAAUGCUUUUGUGCAUUACAUCCUCUAGAGGGAACAUAAAAAAGGAUACCAAUAAAAUUUUGUAGCUGAACAGUUAUUAAAAAGAAAUGCUGUGGGAUUCAUUUUUUCCCCCUUUCCAGAAGUGAAUAACAUCUU
Thamnophis sirtalis is the source of this 1684-nucleotide messenger RNA. NCBI's taxonomy places the organism in Eukaryota, Metazoa, Chordata, Lepidosauria, Squamata, Natricidae. The record is from RefSeq and is a predicted model, not a curated record.